This is a messenger RNA of Capsella rubella, 941 nucleotides long. RefSeq names its product 1-Cys peroxiredoxin PER1. Gene Ontology annotation, molecular function: peroxiredoxin activity. The record is from RefSeq and is a predicted model, not a curated record. The transcript has 4 exons. Lineage: Eukaryota; Viridiplantae; Streptophyta; Magnoliopsida; Brassicales; Brassicaceae. Bases 38 to 688 code for a protein of 216 amino acids. Gene Ontology annotation, cellular component: mitochondrion; cytosol. Gene Ontology annotation, biological process: cell redox homeostasis; cellular oxidant detoxification.
AAUACAAAUAUAUUCAUUUAUAAAUCACUGUAAAAAUAUGCCAGGGAUCACACUAGGAGACACGGUGCCGAACCUAGAAGUGGAGACGACACAUGACAAGUUCAAGCUUCAUGACUACUUCGCCAAUUCUUGGACCGUCCUCUUCUCUCACCCCGGGGAUUUCACGCCCGUAUGCACCACGGAGCUGGGUGCGAUGGCCAAGUACGCUCAUGAGUUUGAGAAGAGAGGCGUGAAGCUCCUUGGUUUGUCUUGUGACGACGUACAGUCUCACAAAGACUGGAUCAAAGAUAUCGAAGCCUUUACGCACGGAAGCAAGGUGAAGUAUCCGAUAAUCGCAGACCCGAACAAAGAGAUCAUUCCUCAGCUUAACAUGAUUGAUCCAAUCGAGAACGGACCGUCUCGUGCCCUCCAUAUCGUUGGCCCUGAUAGUAAGAUAAAGCUGAGCUUCUUGUAUCCGUCGACCACGGGACGUAACAUGGACGAAGUACUUAGGGCUUUAGACUCAUUGCUAAUGGCGUCCAAGCACAAUAACAAGAUCGCCACUCCCGUUAACUGGAAACCGGAUGAACCGGUUGUGAUUUCGCCUGCCGUGUCGGACGAAGAAGCUAAAAAGAUGUUUCCUCAAGGUUUCAAGACCGCUGAUCUUCCUUCAAAGAAAGGCUAUCUCCGUCACACUGAGGUCUCUUGAGAGAUUAACAAAAAAAAACAAAAGCCUAAUUAAUAAAUAACGUAAUACGAAAAAAAAAAAAUAAAAAAAAAUAACGUAAUACGAGUAUUGUAUAAUAAAUAUUAGAGUUCUUACGUGUUGGACGGAAAUAACUACGUUUUGUAACGUAUGAUGAUGCUUUGUUUGCACUUUGCACUAGGUGUAGUAGUCCUUUGUAUUAAUAAAAAAGUUUGUUUUUAAUAUAAAGUCGUGUUUUACGACGUUUUUACUGAUC